AAUUCAAAAUUUCAGCGGCUGUGAGUGUGUUGUUCUUGACGCUCGGGCGUAUUGAAGUUUUAACACUUAAGUUUAACCAUUUUAACAUCUUUAAUAGGGUUUUCCACAGUCUUCCAGAUUUCGACCUCUUUUGUCGGUCAUGUCUUUCUCAAGAGCUCCAUUAAAGAGAUUUAACGAGCAUGUCGGCUGUGCUCCUCCACCUGGUACAUAUGAUGUGAAGUCUGGUGAGGUGAAAGGACCUGCAUCAUUUCAUAAAGCAGAGCGCUUCAGGACAGCUUCCAAAAAAGAGGUACCCCUGCCUUCUCCAUCAAAAGAAGUACCCAUGUCUCCAGUUCGGAGGACCAUGUCUGUUGAUGGUUUGGCUGAUGCAUUAAGUUCCAAAAAGGACAAAAACAGUUUCACACUUGAGAUGAAACAUCAGAGACUUCUAGAGAAAGAGAUCCGUUCUUUGGUGCAGCAGAGAGGAGAGCAGGACCGCAGGCUGCUGACCCUGGAGCAAGAGCUGAAGAAGUUGGAGUCUAAAUUGCUUGUGGCUGUCAGAGAGAAGACGGGCCUCGCAGCCAAUGUGGCUUCUCUCGAGAGGCAGCUCGCAGAGUUAAAGAAGGCUAAUGAGUUCCUGAAGACCAAGGUCUCUGCGGAUAUCACCAAGAAGAAGAUCAACUCUCUUUCUAUGGAGCUUAUUGAGGCCAAAAAUAAACUGGAUGCCAAAGACAAAGAGCUGAGUUUCCUUCAGAUCAGCUCAGAGGGGAAAGUAAAGGUCUUGGAAACGGACCUGGAGACCGCCAGAACAACUUUUAGAGUUCUCCAGGAAAGGAACAAAGAUCUUGAGGACCUUCAUCAGGAGACCAGAGUCCAAAAUGAGCAGCUCGAGAAUGAGAUGGAUAAACUGCAUAACAUAAUCCAGGAGCUGAGGGUGGAAAUCAAAGCCCUGCAGAGUUACUUGGACUCAGCAAAUGAAGAGAUUCAGGAUUUGCGGAUUAAGCUCCAGGACAAAUCCACCAUGGAGCGCCGGUUCUCCGACACUCAAGAGAACCUCAGUGAUGCGGAGAAAAAGUUGGAGAAACGUACCAGUGAGCUGCAGGACUGUCGGGAGGUGCUGAAAGCAAAGGAAGAGGAGCUGCGGAGGUCUCAGCAGGAACUGCAGGGCUCCCAGAGGGCUCUAGAAGAGAAGGAGAGGGAGAUGGCGCAGCAUGUGCAGGAUCUCCAUGCCUCACAGGCCUCACUAAAAGAGCUGGAGGAGCAGAUUCAGCGGGCAACUCAGGAUCUUGAAGAUUCCCAGAGCGUGGUACGGCAACAGGAGCAGGAGCUGGCCCGCGUGAAGGAGAUCUUAAGGAGGACCGAGGACGAGCUAGAUCAGCGUGUGGCGCUCAUGGGCGAGCGAUGCUUGGUUCUAGAAGACGAAAGGGCCAGGACACAGGAGGAGGGUCUGCGACGGGUACAAGAGUUGAAGGCAGAGAUCAGCUCUUUGGAGGAAAGUAGGAAGUCUGAGAAAGAAGCAUUUGGAAAGCUGAAGGAGGAACAUGAUGCACUGACCAAACAGCUGGAAGAAGAAAAGACUCACAGCGGCUCCCUGGCUAGCAUGCUUGAGCGCCUGAGAGAUGAGACUGAGGCGGACAGGAGACAGCUCGGCGAGGAGCUGGAGGACGCGCUCGAGGAGCUGUCGGAGCUGGAGAAGCAGGAACGAUGUAGUGAGGAGGCCAUCCAGCACCUCACGCAGAAGAACCAGACACUGGAGCAAGAGCUGAAGAACACUUGCAUCGAGUUAGAGAAGAAGUGUGCUGAGAUGCAGGCUUUAGAAGAGGCUCAUGUGAUGACAAUCAAAAAACUAGAAGAGGAUCACAACAGCUGUCUUGCUAAGCUGGGAGAUGUGACUACUGACUUUGAGAGCACAAGACGGUCUCUGGGUGAGCAGAAGGUGCAAGCAGAGGCUCAAGCCCAUCAGCUGCAGGAAGAGAUGAACCAACUGAAGCAACAGCUGCAGCAGGACCAGCAGAAACUCAUAAGCUACCAGGAGAUGCAGGAUAAACAACGAGAGGAGCAUGCGAGGAUGCUUUUAGAAGUUCAGACUAAGCUGGCUCAGAGAGAGGAAGAGUCAAAGCGAGCAGCAGAGACUUGGAGUGAGGAGCUGAGACUCCUGCGGACGGAGGUGGAGCAGGAGAGAGGAGAGCGAGAGCGGGCUCAGACCCAGCUGGAGAGGGAACAGAAGAGAAGGCAGUCGGUGGAGGGCCGCUCUGCAGAAGCCAGCAGUCUGCAGGGUCGCGUGGAGGAACUGGAAGAUGAGGUUUCAGAGCUGAACAGGCAGGUGCAAGAGGAAAGAGACACUGCUCGCCGUCAUGCUGUGGAAUGGCAGCAGGAGAGACAACAGCUAUGCAGACAGAUGGAAGAGGAAAGACAAGACUACCACAAACAACUCGCAGAGGCUCAGAUGCAGAGCACGUGUGAUGCAGAGACUGAACACUGGAGAAACUUGUAUGAAGAGCUCUACGCUAAAGUAAAGCCAUUCCAGGAACAGCUGGACCGCUUUGCGGCAGAAAGGAACGCUUUGUUGAGUGAGAAAGGAGCCACGCAGGCCGAACUGAACAAGCUAGCUGAUGCCUACGCCAACCUGAUGGGUCAUCAAAACCAGAAACAGAAGAUCAAACACAUGGUCAAACUAAAAGAGGAGAACUUGGAGCUCAAACAAGAAGUGUCCAAGCUAAGGGCACAGGUUGGGAAACAGAAGCAAGAGCUCGAUAGGCUCAAGUCCAGUCAGACAUCUCGGAGAUUUGACCCCAGCAAGGCUUUCAAACACGAGCUCAAAGAAAACCAGCAGCCCACCUCAGCUCUUACACCAGGCAACAAAAAAUUGUAUUGAAGGAUCACUCACGGACUACUCCUGUGUAAUGCCUGUGGCCUAUGGGCGAGUUUGAAACACGAGCACUGUGACGGGGAAGUUCAGCGCUCGGAUGUCCUGACUGUGCCUCUACGAUGAUGCUGAUCUUAUUUAUGUAUGUUUUUAUUUUGUGUGUGAAUUUAAUACAGUGGUAUUACCAUUGUUAUUGUCACUCAAUAUCUAUGUAUAUUUGACAACAUUUUUUAGAUGUUGGUCUUGAUUUGAUUACAGUGGUGAAAAUGGGCUUAAAUGGGCUUUGAUUCACUUGGGAUGUUCUGUUUUUUGUUCAGCACCAGGUGUCUGAUUAUCUUGAACCUUUAAAAAAAAGUUCAAAAUUAGCCCACUCUUUGUUUAAAAGUGUCCAGAGAGCCUUUUGAGGAGCAGUUCUGUUUAGUCCUCUUUUCUAUGAAAGUUUAGUUCUUGCAAUAUUUUAUAAUGUUAAUGCUUAAUUUGAUUGUUUGUCUGUCACUGGUCUUAAAGGGAUAGUCCACCAAAAAAUGAAAGUUGUCAUAAUUUACUCACCCACAUGUGGUUCCAAACCUGUAUGCUUUUUUUUUUUUUUUAAUUCUGUGGAGCAUAAAUGAUAUGUUGAGGAGUGUUGGUGACUAAACCAUUUUGGUUCCACUGAUUCCCAAAACUUUAGUUAUAAACGCAUCAUUCUGUUGUCCACAGAAGAAAGUCAUACAGGUUUAGAACGGCAUAAGAGUGAGUAAACAAUUAAACCAUUUUGUUUUUAGGGUGGACUGUCCCUUUUAUGUCUAAACUAUAUAUGUCUUAAUUGUAUGUGUCGUCUUUUUAUUUUAAAAGAGUAGAAAGUGUGAGUGGAAUCAUUUUAAAAUAAAAUAAAAUAUUGUUUUUUUCUA
Messenger RNA from Labeo rohita (rohu), 3735 nucleotides. RefSeq names its product hyaluronan-mediated motility receptor (RHAMM) (gene hmmr). Gene Ontology annotation, cellular component: membrane. Bases 140 to 2854 code for a protein of 904 amino acids. The record is from RefSeq and is a predicted model, not a curated record. Gene Ontology annotation, molecular function: hyaluronic acid binding. Lineage: Eukaryota; Metazoa; Chordata; Actinopteri; Cypriniformes; Cyprinidae. The transcript has 20 exons.